Drosophila grimshawi is the source of this 1426-nucleotide messenger RNA. RefSeq names its product protein yippee (gene Yippee). The coding region runs from base 273 to 638 and encodes 121 amino acids. The record is from RefSeq and is a predicted model, not a curated record. NCBI's taxonomy places the organism in Eukaryota, Metazoa, Arthropoda, Insecta, Diptera, Drosophilidae. The transcript has 4 exons.
GAUCGAUAACAGCUUGGCAUCGAUACUCGUGCGACGGCACUAGUAAGCGUUGUGCAUUGUUAUUGCUACGCUGUGUCUCAUUUAGUUUAUUUUCUUUUACAUAUUUGUGUGUAAUCGCUGACAUCGCAAUUAGCGAGUUGGGUUUGAUUUGCUAUAAAAAUCAAAGAGUGAAUGUUACUGACUCGAUUGCAUUUGGAUAUCGGGUCCGUUGUGGUGUUUGCUUGUGCUUGUCAAAACUUGUAAAAAAAACAGCUACAUUUGUUUUGAAAAUCAUGGGUCGCAUUUUUCUGGAGCAUCUUGGCGGACUGAAGCUGGUCAAUUGCGCCCAAUGCCACACAAAUCUGACGAAUCGCAGCCAGUUGAUAAGCACACGCUUCACAGGCGCCACAGGACGCGCCUAUCUGUUCAAGCGUGUGGUGAACCUAACGUUCAGCGCAAUUCAGGAGCGAGUGAUGCUCACUGGACGCCACAUGGUGCGCGAUGUUAUGUGCAAGAAUUGUGGCGCCAAGCUAGGCUGGAUGUACGAGUUUGCCACAGAGGAGUCGCAAAAGUACAAAGAGGGUCGCGUCAUUCUGGAAUAUGCACUGAUCAAUGAGGCGGAGGGUUUCCCAUCCGAAGUCGGCGGCACCAGUCACUGAACCUCAGCCUCCCACUUGUGUCUGUGUGUGUGUGUGUGCAUGUGUGAGUGAGUGUGUGUGUAUGUGUGUGCAUGUGUGAGUGAGUGUGUGUUGUGUGUAUAACUAAGUAUUUUAGUAAAGCCGCUGGCGUUGGCUUCAAUAGAUUUAAGUUUUAAGCAAUUAAUGUAAUUGAAUAAUGAUCGCUAUAUGGCUAGAAUCUGCUUGCUUUAUAUUAUAUAUGUGUAUGCAUAUAGAUUAACCUGAAUUGAUCAUUGGCAGAGUGUAGUAAUUGGCACAAUUAGCAUAUAAGCAGUUCUAAAAGUUCAUACAUUAAUAUAUAUUUAUGAGGCUGAACAGCUAAAACCACUCCCCAUCUCCCUUUUUGUAUGGCUUGGCAAACACAUAAAUAUAAAUAGAUCUCUAGUUAUCUUUGUAAAUCUCAGCAAAGUCCCGCCAAACGACAACGUUUACGGAAAGGAAUAUGGAAAAGAGAGGGCAAGAAACACCCAAUAUGCAAUCUUAUGCAUUAUAUUAUUGAAAAGGAUAGAAAUAUGUUUAGUUUUAAAUUGAAUGCGUGGAGCUUUUCUAUAAAGUGAUUUCUCGGAUAUACAUAUGUUGAACAGAUGACCGUUCAAUUAUUAUUUGUUAUUACUUUCCAUUUACUGGAAAAUCACGUUUGUUGUUCAGGUUGAAAGAGACAGCGCGAUCAUACAAUGUAUGUGUUAAUGUGUGAUGCAAAUACAGAAAUGUGAAAACUUUUAAUAUUGGACAAAAUAAAUGCGUAACUUUAAUGUUAUAACAAACCGUAA